AACGCUAACGGUCGCGUUUAAUGCUCGCGAUGUGCACACGCCAUUGAUCGAUAAAUUGAAAUAUAAAAUUCGGGACGCGUAGUUAAACUUCUGUUUGAAUUAUGAAAUUGACUCUUAAAAUUAAUGGAAACGUUCUCUUUAUCUCUGGACGAAAUACAUCGGGAGAUGGAGGAGUUCAGUAGACCAGUAGAGUCUAUAAUGAGAUGUCAAGAUUUUAAGAGUAAUUUUGCUAGGAAGCUCUCCAAUCGUUACAUUUCGAGGUCACCAGUUUCUUCUCCUAAGCAAGAUACUGCGUUGAAACUGCAAGCAUUUGACAGCAAUGCUGACGAAAACGUUCCAGAUCAUGUUCCAGAAACCAUGGAGCUUGUUACUCAACUUUCAAAAACCGUUAAUAUGGAGCAAAUUGGCAAAACUAUGAAGACUCCCGACAAGACGAAUUUGAAAAAUUCUAAUCUUCAUUGUACCGAAGCAACAGUUUUGAACAUGGAAGUCGAAACACUGAGGUGGCAAUUGACACAGACGGAAGCUAACAGGCAAAUGCAUAUAGCGCUACUGAAGCAGAUUGUAGCUUUUCUGAACAGAGUUAAGGAGCACAUUGAAUCACAAAACGAGAUGAAUAAGACCAAGACAACGAUAGUGCCGGGUAGACUUUCAACAAGCUCUUUCAGCACGGCCGACUUACCUCGGUCGCUGUCGGUUGUACACGUAAACAGAAACAUAGAAAUUACUACAAAUUCGGCCAAAAAGAUUAAUACUAGGAAAAUCAGUAAAUCAAUUAGCAAUGUCAACGGUUUCAUGGACUGCAGCAAAUUUUGGAGCCAAUCAAAAAUAUCUUUGACGUCCAAUAAUGAAACAUCUCAAAAGAUAUCAGAAGAAAUGUCCAGGUUGAUCAAUCUUGCCAAUACCGUACUAAGUACAAAUCUGCCGGAGCUCUCGUCUACUUGCAAUGACAAUGCCACUAAUAUGGUAACUUCUUCGUUUAAAGUUGACGACAGUACUUUAAACGACGACGUUAAAAAGUCGAAAGACUCGGCUGUUGCCUUAACACUCAUUGAAGAGGACAGUACUUUUGAAAUGCAUGGAACACAAAUGAGUGAGCUUCAAAGACACUAUUUUGAUAAGUUCCCCAUAAAGCCGCCAAAUCUGGGUAAAUCCGACGACGACGAAAUUAAUAUUAAGAUAAAUGAAGUCAACUAUUCUGCACCAAGAGCCGAAUCAGAAAAAAAUACGACACGCAAAAUAACUAUCGACAGAAAGAACGACUUCAAUUCUUCCCAGUUUAUGGAAGAUGAAAGUGGUUUCUCUUCAAUGAGUUCGUUCCAAGAUAUUGGAAUACCGAUAAUAAGUAUCAUUCCUCCCUCGCCUUGUAAAGAAGUUGGUUAUAUGGUGGAUAUGCCCGACAUUAUAGAAGAUUCGGAGAAAUGGAAGACUGAUACGAUAGAACUUGGGAAACAACCUGUGAAAGUCUUUUGGGUAUAACAUUGUACAAAUGUGUCAAGUAGAUUCUUUAAUAAAAUAGUAUUUAGAUACGGUAUACCUACGGUUUUGAGGCUAAUAUGGUAGAUUUUUUGUCCGUAACUAAUACGAGUAUAACGGUAAAAAGUGUUUUCCACUUUGUGUAAGUUAUAACGUUGAGUAUUGAUGCUGAUGAGAACAAAU
Molecule: messenger RNA, 1659 nt
Organism: Hyposmocoma kahamanoa
Lineage: Eukaryota; Metazoa; Arthropoda; Insecta; Lepidoptera; Cosmopterigidae
Exons: 4
Coding region: 124-1479 (451 amino acids)
Source: RefSeq, a predicted model, not a curated record